Molecule: messenger RNA, 1335 nt
Organism: Hibiscus syriacus
Lineage: Eukaryota; Viridiplantae; Streptophyta; Magnoliopsida; Malvales; Malvaceae
Product: protein PIN-LIKES 3-like
Exons: 9
Coding region: 91-1335 (414 amino acids)
Biological process (GO): endoplasmic reticulum to cytosol auxin transport
Cellular component (GO): membrane
Source: RefSeq, a predicted model, not a curated record
AUUUCAUAGAUUUUCUGCAGGAAAUUUACGUUUUUUAUUGAAAAGUAUUAUAUAUCAAGUUAAAGAACUCGGAGCGCAGAAGUUUUGGCAAUGGGACUGAUUGAUCUGCUCAUUGUUGCACUGAUUCCAGUUACCAAAGUACUUUUGGUUACAGGGGUUGGCUUGUUUCUUGCCUUGGAUCAUGUUAAUCUCUUAGGGCCAGACGCCAAAAAUCAUUUGAAUAAACUUGUAUUCUAUGUGUUUGGCCCUUCACUUGUGGCUAUCAACUUGGCUGGAACCAUCACUUUUGACAGCUUUCUAACACUGUGGUUCAUGCCGGUGAAUAUUUUGAUAACAUUCAUUAUUGGCUCAGCACUUGCUUGGAUUCUCAUCAAAAUCACUAAAACUCCUAGACACCUUCAAGGCAUGGUCAUCGGCUGUUGUUCUGCUGGAAAUUUGGGGAACUUGCCUCUCAUUUUAGUUCCAGCGGUUUGUGAGGAACCAAAUAAUCCAUUUGGAGAUUCAUCCACUUGCUCUGCAAAUGCUGGUGCUUAUGCUUCACUGUCUUUGGCUGUAGGAGCCAUUUUCAUAUGGUCCUAUGCGUAUGGCAUCAUGCGUUCAUACGCUAAUAUCUGCAAAGAAGAUAGCUUGACCAUCACCAUCCAGACUUCCGAGGAGACGUCGGAAGCAGUUUUGGAAAGUUGUCGAGAAGCUUUACUAAUUUCAAAGGAUCGUCUUGCUUCAGAUGAAUAUUCGAUACAAGAACUCCCUCUCCACAACUUUGGAACACAAAAAGAGAUUUCAGUUUUAAAGAAGGGAUUUCAAUGCAUAAAUAGGAUCAUGAAGAAGAUUAACCUGAAGGAAGUGCUUGCACCAUCAGCAAUUGCAGGGAUUGUUGGAUUUAUUGUUGGGACAGUCUCUCCGAUCCGACAACUACUAAUCGGUGCCGAUGCUCCUCUUCGUGUUAUCGAGUGUUCUAUAAAUUUGAUUGGGGAACCAACAGUUGCAUGCAUGACCUUGCUAGUGGGAGCAAAUCUUCUAAAAGGCUUAAAAGGAUCAGAUAUGAGUCCUUCAAUCAUUGUGGGAAUAAUAGCAGUGAGGAACAUAUUGAUGCCUCUGUUCGGCGUCGGUGUUGUUAGAGCUGCACAGCAUUUCGGCGUCGUUGGAUCGGACCCCUUGUUCCAGUUUGUUCUUAUGCUUCAAUACGCCCUUCCUCCUGCCAUGGCAGUAGGCACGAUGACACAACUAUUUCAGGUUGGCCAAAGUGAAAGUUCCGUGAUUAUGCUAUGGACUUAUGCGGUAGCUGCAUUCUCCAUCACCAUUUGGUCAACGGUUUUCAUGUGGCUUCUAGUUUGA